Messenger RNA from Truncatella angustata, 384 nucleotides. RefSeq lists its product as uncharacterized. Lineage: Eukaryota; Fungi; Ascomycota; Sordariomycetes; Amphisphaeriales; Sporocadaceae. The transcript has a single exon. The record is from RefSeq and is a predicted model, not a curated record. Bases 123 to 317 code for a protein of 64 amino acids.
AGCUAGAUGAGAGAUUGCUGUCACUUAGAUUUGUUAUUUUCCAGAUUUAUCGCUCCGACGAUGCUCCCUAUUACCGGCGGGGCAAUAAGGUGCUGCUCGCGAUAGUUGCAUGGAAUGUGGCCAUGGCCAUCUUUGUCAAGAAUUAUUAUACUUGGCACAAUAAGUCGCGGGAUCGCAUUUGGAAUGCGUUGGACUGCAGACGAAAAGAACAACUACUUGCAAACAACGAAGGAUUCAGGUACCAAGAAGUUGGACUUUCGGUUCGCAAGCUGAAAGGUAUCCACGGAUUGAGAUGGCAUAUCGAGAAGAACGAAUAGUUCAAAUUGGUUAAUUGAUGCCUUGAAGAUAAUGUUCAAAUUGCCGCCUGGUUCGUGCCAGGCGAUU